CUAUUAAGACUCACUUUUCCCAGCCCACCUGGAAGCCACUCCUCCCUCCAAGCCAGGGAACUCGGAAAUGGGAGGAAAUGACGUAAGAAGCUAACACGGAAGCACUUCUGAUUCAAGUCGGAUCCUGGUAAAUGAAGAAAGAAGCGCGGGAAAUUUGUACUGGCGUAAGUGAUCAACCAACGUAUGUUCCAGGGAGCAAUUGAAGACGUCUUGGCUGUUUGGGGCUUUGGAGAAUCAGAACUUAGGAGGGAAGGAAGCGAAGGAAACUUGAUUUUUAUCCGCCUUUUCUGAGUAUAGGCUGAGCGGAUUCCUGGGAAAGAAAGAAAAAAACGGCCUCGGGAUCUCACAGACCGAUGUUUUUAUAAAAUGGAUGAAGCAACAGGUGAUUUAAAACUGCCUCUUCAAAAUGACUGUGAAUCCCUGCAGAUACAUGUGGAAGUUCAUCAGAAAUCAAACAGUACUGCAAAAAAAGAAGAUAUCAAACUAAGUGUCUUAAAGCUACUAAACAGGCACAAUGUUAUUUUUGGUGAUUACAAAUGGAUUGAGUUUGAUGAUUGCUUCCUAACAAAUAAUGUACAGUCAAUUGCAGUUGUGGAUACAGAACUAAAGCUGAAAGAAAGACAGCCUAUCAGCUUGAAUAAAUGCAAACUUUUAAUCCAUAUUUUUCAUCUCAAUGAGGAAGGGUCCACUACAGAAAAUCUGGAUGCGGAAGAUGAGCAUAUUGUUGCAGCUAAUCAUUGGUUAUUACCUACAGUUGAGUUUCAUCGUCUAUGGGAAAGCCUAAUUUAUGAUGCUGAAAUAAAAUCAGAUUUAUUAAAUUAUGUGACCACAUCAUUACUAUUCUCUGACCGAAGUGUUGAUAACAACUUGAUAUCAUGGAACAGAGUUAUUCUACUACAUGGUCCCCCUGGUACUGGUAAAACUUCUCUUUGUAGAGCAAUGGCACAGAAGUUGACUAUUAGACUAUCACAUAGGUACUGCUAUGGACAGUUGGUAGAGAUAAAUAGUCACAGCCUUUUCUCUAAGUGGUUCUCGGAGAGUGGCAAACUUGUUACAAAAAUGUUUCAGAAGAUUCAAGAAUUAAUUGAUGACAAAGAUGCCCUUGUAUUUGUACUUAUUGAUGAGGUGGAAAGUCUUACAGCUGCUCGUAGUUCUUUUCAAGCAGGUACUGAGCCUUCUGAUGCCAUCCGUGUUGUAAAUGCUGUACUUACACAAAUUGAUCAGAUCAAAAGGUAUCCUAAUGUGGUUAUACUGACGACUUCAAAUAUCACAGAGAAAAUUGAUAUUGCUUUUGUAGAUAGAGCUGAUAUUAAACAAUAUAUUGGGCCACCUUCUCCUGCAGCUAUAUUCAAAAUCUAUCAUUCUUGCAUAGAAGAACUAAUGAAGUGCCAAAUAAUAUAUCCCCGUCAGCAACUGUUAACACUCCAUGAGUUAGAGGUGAUCGGUUACUUAGAAAACGACGUGUCAAAAUUAAGUCUCCUGUUAAAAGAUAUUUCAAGGAAAAGUGAAGGACUUAGCGGCCGUAUCCUAAGAAAGCUUCCUUUUCUAGCCCAUGCGCUGUAUAUUCAAUCUCCUAGUGUUAUAAUGACAACUUUCCUCCAAGCUUUAUCGCUUGCAGUGGACAAGCAAUUUGAAGAACGAGCAAAGCUUUCAGACUGUGUUUGAUGUUCUGCUUCUUACUCUAUGUUUUGUGGUAAUUUUCUUUAUAUCUAACUUGGUUUUUAUAUAUAGCUACUGAGAUUGCUAAUUAAGAGCCAUGUGUUUUUAACCUGAAGAUCAGUCCAGACUUCCUUUUUUCAACUAUUGCAUGUAUAAUAAAUUACUUCUAUAUAUUCAAAGGUUUGAUUUUGUUUGGGUCAAAAUGCCAUGUACUGUUGGGGAAAGUCAUUUAAAAGCAAUUCCAAGAAGUUAUUAUUCCCAAUAAUUUUGACAAAGUUUUGGAGUUGGAAUGCCUAUGAUUUAUAUCAUUUUGUAUUGUUUUGCUGAACUAUAUCUCUUGUAAAAAAUGAUAAAUAAGAAUCAUUUUUCUUUGUGUGUUUGUUUCGCUUCUCAUCUAAGAAGCUUCUUCUGUCCUGAACUGAAGAAACGUCUUGGAUGAGAAAUUAAAAGUUUUCAAAGAAAAAAACAAAGGAAAUUCAGUUGCCUUUUGAAAAAAGAAUCUUUGGAAUAUGCUAAUUAAGGUUACUGUUCGAUUAAAAACACAUAGAAAACUACAUGUUAAUAGAGUAAGUGGAAGAGAUGUUUUUUGUAUAGCAUAUGUAUGAGUCCAAGCCAGACCAAUCCUAAAAGGAAACAAUCUCACAGAAUACCUGUUACUUGCCUUUUUACCUACAAUUUAGUAUAUAUUUAUUUAAUUCAGUUCUAAUAAGCAAAAACAUUAAUACAUUAACCAAAUAUCAUUGGCAAUGUCCUAAAAUCAAACAAAUUAAUAUAAAUUAGAGGCUGAAGCACUUCUGAGCUGAGGUGUCAAGUAGAUUGUAUGAAUGAUAAAGUUUUAAAAAUACAGUAUGUAUUAGCAACUACAAUUAAAAAUGCUAUUGGGGCUCUUUGCUUUUUAUUUUAGGAGGAUUGAACAGUUUUUAUUUCAGGAUUUGAACACUGAAGGAACAGUACAUCAUAGAAUAACUCUACCUUUAUACCUCUAAGACCGUUGCUAUUUCCCUACAAUAUCUCAAAUGUUGUUUCUAUCAUGUUUCUGUUGAUUCAUAUUUAUAUUUUGGCAUCUUGGACUUCUGUUUCUUUAGUUUUUUAUAAAAUUUCUGAAAGCACCACAUUUCUACACCUUUUAAUAUUAUAUCCCAGCCUGAAUUCUGAUUGUAAAAGAUCAGCCUAACCUGCUUCACCCAGGACAUAUUUUUAGGGAAGAUGGAGACUGAACAGAGAUUAUCUAAAACUACUGGGUCCAAGAAUGGCCUCUUUCAAGGCAGGCAGGGCUAUUUUCUCCCGCUAAGAAGCAUUAACUAGAACUUGGACUCAGCUGCAUUUAUCUUCCUGAGAGACUUUGACCAGUCACAGCAAUAAGGAUGUUGCCCAAAUUCAAGCAACUUUGUCCAAGUAUGCCUAAAAUGAUUCCCAUAGUAAUCCUGCAAAGGCUCACCCUGAAACAGAGCUGUUAACAGAUACCUACAGACUCAAUAAGAGCAGAGAAGUAAAACACUUUGUGCAACUUUUAUUUACCACAAAAGCCUAAUAAACAGUCUUACCUGUGCCAA
Molecule: messenger RNA, 3212 nt
Organism: Pantherophis guttatus
Lineage: Eukaryota; Metazoa; Chordata; Lepidosauria; Squamata; Colubridae
Gene: TRIP13
Product: thyroid hormone receptor interactor 13
Biological process (GO): meiotic recombination checkpoint signaling; reciprocal meiotic recombination
Cellular component (GO): chromosome; nucleus
Molecular function (GO): ATP hydrolysis activity; ATP binding
Source: RefSeq, a predicted model, not a curated record